AUCGGAGCAGCGUACCAUUCAUCAUUUAAUCCGCAGGGCCUGAAGGUGCACAAGGUGCUGAAGUCCAAGAUCGAGGAUUUCUCUGGAAUGACGGCGGUAAACCCUGAGGGUGAGACCACGGAUCUUGAGGUGUUUGCGAAACAUAUCCAUGCGGACUCACUGAAGCAGGUCUGGAGAGGAAAGCCCAAGCAUAAACCUGAUAUGGCAGACGCACUGGCAAAUGGCGACUGGCUGACGGGAGGCAAGGAACUGGGCAAGAGUUUGGUCCGUGGGCUGGCAAAGACUUCCCGAGAGACGAAGAAUGCAUCUCAGUCUCUAAAGAAUAUAGCGGCCGGAAAAAAUCGCCAAUCGCUUUUAAUGCCUAAAGGAAAACUACCGAUUAUGUCCAAUAUGAAAGAAGGAUUCGUUACGGACGAAACAUUGGUUACCUCAACGCCUGUCGAUGGUUAUAGCACUAAGCUGGAAGAUGAAAGAAAUGACGACUACGAGACUGACGAGGCGCCGGCUUCAACCGUUAUUGGCGAAUCUACAACGAACAUGCAGGGAUCCGAGGAGGAGGCCCCAAUAACAUCCACAGCGGACGUGACACCUCAGUAUUCAUCCGUCGCAGCCUUCCCGUCUUUGGAUGCCCUCGCAUCCUUAUUCUCACUAAAACCUGAGCAACCCGGACCGCCAAAGAUCACGGAGUUUUAUUUAGACAAGGAUAGGAGGGGCAUUGCUGGGUCAUUGAAUCCCAGGAAGAGAUCCCAAUCCAUGAGCGGACUGGCAGGUCAGGAGCGACUUUUGGGAUGUCGGAUCGAGGCGGCACAGGGUAGUGGUGCGAUACCUGGAAUCAUUUGCAAUUCUCAAAGGAAAACUAUCAAGCACCCAGCGUACAGGAAACGGUCGCAGUCAUAUUCGUGCCUGGAAUGCAAAGAUGUCAGCGUUCGUCCGUUGAAAAGGUGAUGGAAAAAGAGUUUACUAGCCAGUUGGAAUCUCUUCAGACUAUACUUAAUGAGCGGGGACAGCAAUUUGAGGAGAUCGAUCGUGAAGCUGACGCGAUUUUGGAGGAGCGCAGGCGGCUGCUUGAAGAAGUCAAAGAAAAGGAGCACGCCACGCAGCGGUCUGUGUAUCAUCUGGAGGGCAUGGUCGGCAAGCU
Gamsiella multidivaricata is the source of this 1138-nucleotide messenger RNA. RefSeq lists its product as uncharacterized. Bases 88 to 945 code for a protein of 285 amino acids. The record is from RefSeq and is a predicted model, not a curated record. The transcript has 6 exons. NCBI's taxonomy places the organism in Eukaryota, Fungi, Mortierellomycota, Mortierellomycetes, Mortierellales, Mortierellaceae.